Stylonychia lemnae is the source of this 1878-nucleotide messenger RNA. The record is from the annotation of a GenBank genome assembly. Lineage: Eukaryota; Ciliophora; Spirotrichea; Sporadotrichida; Oxytrichidae.
AUGACAAGCAAGAGAUUCCCCAAGAAUUCAGAUGAUUAAGCAUCGUAUUAAACUACCUAAGCUGACGCAUAUGACUUGGAGGGAAAGCAUAUUACCUUUGAUUCAUCUGGGAGCAAUUCACUCAAUACAAUGCCCAAUCAUUAAUUCGAAAAUAAUCCCUAUAAUAAUAAUAAUAGAAAUAUCAAGACUCACAUACAGCAGUAACCCUCGAAUGGAUUUGUUAGUGGGAUCCUAAACAUAUUUUGCGGAUGUUGCAAUCAAAGUUCAGUUCAAAUAACUCCUGAAACUAUAGGAUUUUAGAAUUCUGGUCUAAUUCUUAAGAAAAAUAGAGAUAGAGGCUCCAAUAAAAAGAUUGGAAAGAACACCUUCCGCCUUGAUCCUUCCUUUGAUACUUAUGAUGACGAUUCAGACAUUAAUAAAUAGGUUUCUAACUCCAGCAAGAUAAAUUUUGAAGAAGAUUCAACUGACAUUUUGUAAAAGGUUAUUGAAGGAUUAGAUGAGAUCGGGCAAUCAUUUUUAAAUAAUCAACUUAGCUUAUUCAACUAUCAUUCUAUGAUAGAAUGGCAGUCAAGGAUUUUAUCGGACUUAAGCUCUUUAAAAUAGUAAAAACAAAAAUCUCAAUAAUAAACUAAACGCAAGAGAGACCCAAAAUCUUGGUCUAUUUUAGAGGAUGAGUUUAUUGAAAAGGCUUAUAAAUAGUACGGAUCUAACUGGGCUAAAAUUUCAUGCGAGUUAGAUUCUGGGAAGGAUGCACAAGCAUGCAGGAAAAGGAUAUCCUAUUUAGAAUGUAUAGGCGGUUCAAAAUUAUGUCACAAGGGAGCCACUGAGUUUGAAACUAACCAAAAGAUACUAGACCUUGUCAAAGUGCAUGGUAAAUAUUGGAAAAUUAUUCAGAAGUAAAUCCCAAACCUAACUACAAAAUAGAUUCGUGAUCGAUAUAACAACAUCAAAAAUACCAUUAAAUAAGUCCAGAAAUUUACUAAUGCUGAUGAUAAAAAGUUAAUAGAGAGACAUGAACUAUAUAGUAAAAGAAAAGAUAUAAAUGUGUGGAAGGAAAUUGCUAAAGGUUUUAAUGGCAAAAAUGCUGCAGCUUUAAAAGAAAGAUACUUUGAGCUGUAAGGCCAGACUUCAUUCAAUACCAAGGAAACUUCUGAUAUAUCUUCUAUUCCAAAAUCAAUUGAUGGGCGAUUGUCUACUACUAAGUAAAAUCCUUCUUAGUCUAUUUAACUUGAUUAAGAUCCUGAUUAAUCAAAAGAUUCCAAACAAUAAGUAAUAAUUCAUAGUAAUACAGAUUGUUUUAAAACUUUUCCGGCUAAUGGAUAUCAGGGCUAGUUUAAGUUUAUCUAAGUUCCAUAACUCAAGUCUCCCUAAAAUAUUUAGAUGCGCCUGAAGCUCACACCUGCUGAUAACUUCAAUUAUGACACAAAUCUUAAUAAUAGCUGCAUUCAAAGCCAAGAAGACUACCAAUAUGAAAAUGAAUACCAAGCAAAUAGGAAAAAGUACCCAGCUGUGAGUCUUGGAAGUGAUUAAUAUAGAAAUUUCGGCCAUGCUGGAAACGUUAGUGAUUAAUACAUGAAAUAAACAAGCAUAUACGGUAGCAGUUCAGGAAGUCACAGCUUUGUUAAGAAUAUAAAUGAUAAAGACUCAGUUUUUAGAAGAGGCUCACUAUUUUCUUAGGGUCCAAUUUCUAAGUAAUCAAGAUUCUCUGAGCACUCUAUCAUGAACAGACAAGGAAGCAACUCUAUAUAUGGAGGUAGCAUGGUACGUGGUAUGACUGUUUUGCCAGAGGAGGACGUUUAAUCUAUAAGCACACACCUUAGUAGAAUGUCUUUGGCUUAAAAAUCGAAUGUGACAAUGGAGAAUGAGGCGGAUAUUUGA